Symbiodinium necroappetens is the source of this 1479-nucleotide messenger RNA. The record is from the annotation of a GenBank genome assembly. NCBI's taxonomy places the organism in Eukaryota, Dinophyceae, Suessiales, Symbiodiniaceae.
AUGCGGCAUUUCGGCAGAAGCCUGGGCUACGAGAAUCUUUGGAUGAGGGAGCUCUCCAAGCACUCACCCGGGCAAAUCCAGAACGAGCUGCCCAGGCCGGUGAUUGAUGAGCUUGCCUCAAAGUCGGAUGUUCGGAACCCAUCGGCAUUUGUGUCCUCGACGAUCGCGAAGUACCCUAUGCUGCGCCCACAUCUACGGCAGCAAAAUGCCAACUUGAUUUCAGCUGCGCCCAGGAGUAUCUACGAGGUGCUUCAAAGACACCCUGGUUUGGAACAGGCACUGGACGCAGUCGCCUUGCGGCGCUUGGAGGAGGUGGACAUUGCUCGGGCAGCGGACCUCCUCGACGACCUAGCACAGCGGCGGGGCGUCCGAAAUCCGUCAGCGUUCAUCGUGCACGUGCUCGGAAGGUCCACUCCGGCGCACGAUGAGCAAGAAGGGGAGGUAGACCGGCUCCUUCAGGCAUAUCCUCAUAUCCGUGAGCGCUUGGACAGUCAGGCCCUCAUGAAGCUGUCCGAUGCCGACCCAGCACGGGUGGAAGAGAUUCUGCAGGAUAUGGACAGCAAAGGUGAUGUGCGCAACCCCUCCGCAUUCAUAGUCAAGGCGUUGUCCUCCUUCCCUACGCCGCGCCACGAUGCCAAUCUCUCUCAUCGGCCGUUGCCGGAACUGGAGAUGCAGAAUGUGGGCGAUUCACAGAUGACGAUCUACGACGUGCUCGACAGCCACCCCGGUUUGCAGCAGGCACUCGAUGCAACCGCCUUGCAACGUUUGGAAGAGGCAGAUUUCGCUCGAGCAGCCGAUGUCAUCGAAGAGCUGGCGCAGCGACCGGAUGUGCGAAAUUGCUCGGCGUUUGUCGUGCAAGCAUUGAGGCAUGCUGUGGCUCCGAUGUACGAUGACCAGGAUGGGGAGGUAGACCGGAUUCUUCUGAGAUAUCCGGCCAUUCGUGGGCGCUUGGAUGGCCAGGCCCUAAUGAAGCUGGCUGACUCUGACCCAGCGCGGGUGGAAGAGAUUCUGCAGGAUAUGGACAGCAAAGGUGAUGUGCGCAACCCCUCUGCAUUCAUAGUCAAGGCGUUGUCCUCCUUCCCUGCGCCGCGUCACGAUGCCAACGUCCCCCAUCGGCAGACUCCGGAACCGGAGAUGCAGAAGAUGGGCAACUCGUGGAUGCGGCAGGAGGAAAGUCCGCUCCAUCAGCUGUUGAGCUCAGAUCCUGGGCUCCGAGAAGCACUUGACGAUGGAGCGAUGCACGCCUUGGAGGCAUGCGAUCCAGAGCGAGCUUUGGAGGUGGUUGAGGACAUCAUCAAAAAGGGCGAUGUUCGCAAUCCGUCAGCCUUCGUAGCCGCCAGCUUGGCCAAAUAUCCGCAGCCUCGUGGUACACGCUCAGAGGAACACUGGAGGCCAGUGCAGCCACCACCGCCCAUGGCCAUGCCCCACCCUUCGGUGAGAUCGUCGUUCGCCUCGCGUGCCAGCGAUCAAGCUAUGUAG